Molecule: messenger RNA, 5764 nt
Organism: Varroa destructor (honeybee mite)
Lineage: Eukaryota; Metazoa; Arthropoda; Arachnida; Mesostigmata; Varroidae
Gene: Zasp52
Product: Z band alternatively spliced PDZ-motif protein 52
Biological process (GO): actin cytoskeleton organization; muscle structure development; heart development
Cellular component (GO): filamentous actin; Z disc; adherens junction
Molecular function (GO): muscle alpha-actinin binding; actin binding
Source: RefSeq, a predicted model, not a curated record
AUUGCUGAUACUGCUGCUACAAAUGCUGAAUGUGUGUAAGCGUGUGUAUUUCUCUGUAGAUGUGUUUCUGUAUGUUUCGCGUAGUAAUCGUUGAACGAACGCACCCGCUUGCCCGUCUGCCCUGUGGACGACGAACUUUGCUGGCGGUAGGGCGUGGUACCCAACCAGCAGAACGGUUUCCCUUCAGAAGCACCACAGUAGCAAUAGCAGCAGGAACAGCAGCGUUGGCACCGUCAGUUCUUGGCUAGCCCAUAAGCAACGAUUGCUGAGUUAGGCAGACUACGCGAUCGUGAGCGUACGAGUGAGUGAGGCUGAGGACCCAAUAGGCAACGUUCACCUACCAAACAGCUUUUACACAACUAAAAAGGCCUGCUUCUGGCGGGCGCUGCCUGCAACUCCCAUAGCCACGACUUGAAUCGGCUCGAGCCGGGCCUACUCUACGAUAGGCCAGCUCUCACCAGUCAAAACGACCCCGGCGCCCCCUGACGAAACUGCCAAUACCAAACACUCAGACACGCGGUCGGGGAUACAGCGACCAAGACCCACUAGACCAGCUCAACAGUGAUCUUCAGUGCAACUCUGUGAGGCUUCUUCCGUCGUUGUGAAGUGGUGUCCCAUCAAUAGUCGUUGUUGUAGUGUUACGGAGAAUCGGUUUUUAUUGUUCUUCUGAGCGUAAGAGCCAACGAGUGCGAAGUCGACGUGAUGUCGGAGACAACGGUGAAGCUCAUGCGUGGUGAUAAAACCCCUUGGGGAUUUCGGCUGGGCGGUGGAAAGGAUUUUGGAUACCCAAUUUGCGUGCAAAGAUCGACGCCUGGCAGUCUCGCCGAACAGGCAGGAAUACGCACCGGGGAUCAGAUCGUCCGCAUCUGUGAGCGACCUACUGAGUUAAUGAGCCACCAGGAUGCGCAGGCCGCGAUCCUUAAUGCAGGCAACUAUCUCGAACUCACUGUCGUAAGAGGCGGCGCGUUGACGUGGGCUCCAGCAGUUCAACCCGUCGGAGAUAUCGUACUGGGUUCGGAGGGUCCACUAACGCGAACCUCUCUCGCAGCCCAUAAACAGCCGCAUGCUCCGAUCGGAUCAGCUCACAACAUUACUGCUAAACCGUUCCAGGUGCCUGGAUCAACACUUGUCAACAAGCAGUACAAUUGCCCUGCUGCACUGUAUUCAAUGGAGAACAUCCGCGAUGCGUUGGAAAAGCAGGCCGAAGUGCUUACCGGUGGUGCCAAAGGAAUCAACUUUAUGAAGGAAGAUAAGCCUCUUAACACCGACUCGGCAGUCUACCGGAUGGUUCAAGAGGAAGAUAAGGCCCCACGAACACCCGCGUCCCCGCUGCCUCGCCAAACAUCGGGAAUCGAUUCGUCGCCAUUGGGGGCUGCGCAGUCUGGAUUGCGACACGUUGAAGCGCCACGUCCGACUCCACAGCCGGCAGCACCCCACGGCAAUAUCGCUGUCGGUGGACCCAACAUCUGCGUCGAAUGCGGCAAGAUUAUCGUGGGUGUCUUUUGUCGGAUUAAGGACCGAAACAUUCAUGCUGAAUGCUUCCGUUGCGCAACGUGUGGCACAUCGCUCAAGAACCAAGGCUAUUUCCUGGUUGGCGGUAAGCUCUACUGCGACAUGCAUGCACGUAACGCCUCCGUUAUGCUCAAAGAGCCUGUUUCUCCUAGCUCUAAUGCCCCCGUGGUGCCGCUGUCCACGCCCGCUUCGAUUUCGUCGACGCCUGCGUCGUCGACGCCUUACGGCGCACAUCCGUCAUCACUUCAGUUCCGCUCAGUCCCUCCACCUCUAUCACCUAGGCCCGACCCUCAGCGCGGUUCCGGAUGUUUCGAUGCAUCAACUAUCCCCGCAGCUCCUGGAGGCUCAUCGUCACCGGCGAACGUUGCCUCAAGGUGGCCACCCCAGCAGCAGAAACAACAGCAGCAGCAACAACAACGAACUCAGCAGCAAAGUGUCGAGCAGACGACGACCACGACAACAACGACGAGCGCAGGUUCCGGAUUGAACCCAGGAGCUGGCAACUGGCCCGCACCUCGCCGAGGACGUGGAUUGCUCAGUACGCAGGCGGCCAACGUUGGACGCAUUCCAAUCUGUGCUAGCUGCAACGUGCCCAUCAGAGGUCCGUUUGUAUCGGCCAUAGGGAAGUCGUGGUGCCCAGCACAUUUUAUGUGUGCGAAUGCCACAUGUCGCCGGGACCUGAUGGACUGCGGUUUUGUUGAGGAACGCAAUCAACUGUACUGCGAAACCUGCUUUGAGAACUACAUGGCGCCUAGCUGUUCCAAAUGUCACCAGCGUAUCAAGGGCGAUUGUCUAAAGGCAAUGGAUCGUCCAUGGCAUCCGACUUGUUUCACGUGCAGCUAUUGUCGUCGCCCGUUUGGAAAUAACUCAUUUUACCUUGAGGACGGAAAACCGUACUGCGAGAAGGACUGGAAUGAUCUGUUCACGUCGAAGUGCUUCGGUUGCGGUUAUCCGAUAGAGGCGGGGGACCGAUGGGUGGAAGCGCUCAACAAUAACUACCACUCGACGUGUUUCAAAUGCACUGUUUGCCAUAACGCUCUUGAGGGUCAGAGCUUCUAUGCGAAGGCAGGAAAGCCCUACUGUCGCCUACAUGCUCGAUAAGCAAACGAGUGAUCGUCACGGUUCGCUUCUGGACCACCCGAAACUUACCAAGCCUUUACACGCACCCAAAACUGUAGCUUGGUGGAAAUAGACCACAUCGGGCCGGAUUUUUUUGGAUCUUUGCCGAUACAAAUAUACAUGCAGACAUACACAUAUACACACACGUGUGUAUCAGCACGACUGAAGGAAUAUAGAUGAAAGAAGAAGAAUGUUAUAAACAAGGAAUCAAACGUGGAUGCCCAAUCGAAAAUCAAUUCAAUUUAACGAUACCAACUAACAGUUAACGAAAUAUGUAAGAAAACGAGUAGUCCAAAUAAGAGAGUACAUAUAUCGACCCAUAGACGAGCGCGAUUCCUCUUUGCUGCUGACAAAGACGAUCUUCACUUUUUUAGUCAAUCUCUAUCUGCUAGACAACUAGCGUUUCAUAGCGUGUUGUGCACUUGGUAUUAAUCGUCAUUACUACGACAAAUCACUAUAUAUCUAUUUCUACUAUUAGAGCGUGUGGUGGUUGUUGCGUCAUUAGUUGCACGUCAGGACAGGCUCUGUCCAGUGUCGAUUGGAAUAUACGCUUGAAAUGGUCUUACGUAAGAAGACCAUUUUUUCGAAGUAAAGGCAAGCCAUCCUUCUCCAUAGAAGAAUGCUCACUAGUCAUAGUAACAAUAAUUCAACCUUAGUAAUAUCUAUUCAACCAGCUUCAAGCUUUCGAUGCAUUUCACUGAUGGCAGCCCUAAUCAAUGUGAAGAUAAUAUGACAAAAAGCAUUUCCACAGAAGCCCAUCUCGAAAUACUAAGAUUAUACAUAGAGAUGCUAAUGUAAAGUUUACAUAUGUAGCUGUCGCUAAUGUUGUUGCAUACAAACCAUGGACAGCUUUAAUUAUCUGUUAGCAAUGGCACAUUGGGAUGUGCAACCAUCAAUUUAAGCCCAUCGUGAUACAUGAUUGUUAUGUGUUCCAACUGAGCAAACCCACGCAGCAAAAUUCAGUGGGAUAAUAAUUUAUUUUACCCAACCUAAAGCGAUUUUUUUUAGCUCAACUCUAUUACAGCCUUUCGGAUUUGUCAGCUAUUCAAAAAAAAAAAAAAAAAAAAAAAUAUCAUUGCAUUCGUUGAUUAAGAAGCCAUUUAUGCCCAGAAGAGCAACAUUAUAAUUGAGCUCUGUGCUUCUGGACGUUGUUGUUAUUGUUACACAUAUUGACGAUUAUAUUAAGAAGUCACUGAUUAUAAUUUCACUCCUGUUGUGUUAUAUUUUGAUCCUGUUAUUAUAUUAAAUAUCUUAGAUUGAUACAACCUGUGACUGAUUAAACUCAGGCUUACAUAUAUGCAGCCUGUUUUCCCAGUAACACCGUUCCCUGCAGUCGUAUUCAGUGGCUUUUCUUUUUAAUCUAUCAAUUUGUAAAUCUCUUCCUAGAUAUCACCGUCGUCUUACUAGACUAACUGACAGAGCAGCUAGUGCAUCAUUAUGAUACCACCAGACUAGCUGCUGCAAUACCAAGUAAUACAAUGUCUGCUAGACAAGUCAGCGAACAAAAUGCGUCGACAUGGUUUUAGCACGCGCUGAAUUUAGACAAACUAUGGGUGAGAAACAAUAAAAACGAGUAUAAACACAUAUGUUGAUCAUAUGGCUUCAGCAUUGUGCGUUGACCGAAAUUUAGACAGUAUGAUAUUACCGAAGAGAGGGUGAAAGAAAAGCUGGUAAAAGAAAAUAGGCUACGGGGAGUGGAAAACACCAGAUGCACUGGCUUUGGGGACCGUGGAAUAAGCAAACAGGCCGAGAGACAGAUACUCCUGUCCCGCUACAAACCACAAAAAGACCGAAGGACUUAUUAAACCAAGUGCCUCUUCUCUCCCCCAGUCGUCCCACUUGCCCUCUCUCUGUCUGUCUGUCUGCCUGCCUGCCUACAUUUUCUUUUAUUCCUCUUCAUCUUUGCUGCUGUCAAGUUCACCUCCACACCGCCCGCUUAGCUUAUUUCAUUUGCCUAGAGCACCUUGUGUCAAUAAGCAUACGUUACGUCGAAAGGAUAGAAAAUUGGGAAAGCUGAAGAAAAGAAAAAAGCUGAAAAGCGGAACCACAGGGAAACGUAGUAUAUGGGAGUCGUUUAUAUGCUUUAACAUGGACCCUUUCGCUCUAGUGGCGCGACACCGUGGUGCCGUGUAGUUUAUGCGACGGCGUCAUGCCACUACGGAAAGAGGCGGAAUUUCAGUUAAUCCCCUCUGAGUCUAAGCCGUUAUCGGUCCUAGUGCGCUGAGUCUUCGAAAGAGAUUAAAGACCUCUGACACGCUAUUUCGGUUGGCGUACAGCCAGCUCCCGUGCAAUGCCCCCCUACGAUCUGUCCACUAGGAAAACGAGCAGCUCAUUGGUUCAUUAUUGAUUUUAGCAGCAACAGAAGAACGUAGCAGGACGCUGGUUGUCGACUUGUCUCAGACGAAAUAUUUUAACCCAAUGUUGACAGCGCUGUGGCGUGCUGCUGCUUUUUUAAGAGUGUUCCAUUGACAUUUACCGCAUCCUUAUUUAAAUAGAAUGAUAUCGCAUGUUAAGUUAAUGUACAUUGGUCGUCAAGGGCAUACCCUGUUGGCUGUCGCUGCAGGUACGUGAUCUGAAACCUGCGCAGUUUUUUAAGACGCAAACCGUUACAUCUAUUUUUGAGUGGAACAACGAUGAUAAAGACUGCCAUUAUGAAUUAGAGAAAAAUAAAGGAGGUAGACCAGCACGACCAGAUAAACUCUUUGCUUCUUUUGUUGCGUGAGAUCAUUUUCGUGUAGGGUUGGAGAACCCUUCAAAGGUCCCGACCUGGGGGGCGCCAUUCUGUUGAACAGAACAGCGAAGCCGACGUCGAUUUGGCGAUACCAUGGUGACACUAAACGCGAACAUCCACGAGAUUCGACGAGUAUACGCGCUUUCGCCAGCCUCUAAAAUCAUGCCGUCUGGGUCGCGCCCUUUGGCAAUCAGGCCAACAGAUACAUUUUAACAAAUUCGGACACAUUACAAUACUAGUAGAUACCGAUAGAACUAUCGUUGCUACAUAUUCAAACGGCAUCCCAAGCGACACUUAAUUGCUGCUAUGAGUGCGCGGCAGAUGCUGGCAAUAUACUGGAUUUAGAGAAACUGGACAGUAGUUUUAAUAUAAUAAAAUUUUUAGUGAAAUACCAAAAUUGAA